AUGUUAAACACCCACCCACAUAAACACCCACACAAGCACCCACACAAGCAACACACAUACACAGCCACCCGCCCACCCACAAACAACCACCCACACACAAUAACCCAACACACUCUCUCUCUCUCUCUCUCUCUCUCUCUCUCUUCAUCUAUAUCAUCUAGUAUGUUCAGGGGUCUGGAUAUCACAGACCCUGGGCAAGUGGUGUACAAAGAAGACACAAUCAGCGGAGUGGUGGAACAUGAAGUAACCCUGAAAUGUGGUCUCAGCCUCCCUGAUAUCUACAUCUGGAGCUUCACCAAACCAGGCACGGAGACGAUUCGAGCCGUGGUGUAUAACUUUGGAAAGGGUCCAAAGCUUCAGCAACUGGCCCAGGAUUUGGGUGACCUGAACAUCAGCAACAGUGCCUCUCUGUACAUAGAGAAGCUUCCUUUAGCAGCAGAGGGCUUAUACACCUGCCAGGCUCUGUAUGACACUGCUGAAGGGGCCAAGCUUUACUACUACUACUUGUAUCUGCGUGUUCUAGUGCCAGUCUCCAAACCAUAUGUUUUAAAAAGUGACUCUUCAGCAGUUGAAGGUUUGUCACUUUGGAUGCACUGCAGUCUGGAGAAUGGCACAGAACCCAUACACUAUAUCUGGGAACAGGAGAACAGCAUUGGGCAGGUCAGCAUAUUGGCUGAGAGCAACAGCAGUCUGGUAAACAUAACUUUGGUGACCCGCAACCACACAGGUUGGUUCAGGUGCCUGGCCAGGAAUGAGGUCAAUGAGCAGUGCAGUGACUGGAUCUGGAUAGAUGUCUUAUUUGGACCUGAUCUUCCUCAGAUUGAUGGCACAACAUAUUCAGUAACAUCUCAAGGAUAUUCUGUCCUGGAAAAAAGAAACAUCUCCCUCAUAUGUCAAGCCUCCUCUAACCCUCCCAGCCAGUACAUCUGGUUCUACAACAACUCAGAGAUCUACUCUGGACCACAGCUCACCAUCACCAACAUCCUACGUGUAGACACAGGCCACUAUACCUGCCUGGCCCAGAACACUUUCCUUAACACACGUUCUAAAAAAACCAUCACUCUCACCAUCUACUACCCUCCAGAUGGUGUGCCAACUUGUUCCAUCUUCCCAGUGAAGAACUACACUGACCUGGCUCUCUUCUGCUCAUGGAAGGGAGGUUAUCCUCCAGCUACUCUCAAAUGGAGUCCAUAUGUCAAUGGAGAGAAUGGACAGGGUAUCACUAAUGUCACUCAGAUUCAACCAGGUCUGGAGACUGCUAACAACUCCGUAUACACCUGCUAUGGCUCACAUGUUGCACUAAACUUCAAUCAGACCUGCAGCACAAGGAUAUGUGAGUAUGGGGUACAUUGGUAUAUAUAUAUGUUUCCUUUACUUAUGAAAAAAAGGCUGCCAAAUGGAGAACCCCAGUGUUCUGCAAACUCUAGCCAUAGUAAUGACUACCUGACAUUGUCCUGUUCAUGGGAGGGUGGAUUCCCUCACGCUCUGCUAUGGUGGGCUUCCAGUUUUGGAGAGAUGCAGGGUACAUCUAAGGAAGCCACCAACAUCUUGAUCCUGAAUUCAAGUGCAACGUACAAUGGCAAAACCUUUGUUUGUCAUGCCAAGCAUCCACUGGUUAAAGAAAGCAAGCAGUGUGUGAUCAAAUUGGAGAUGCCAGUGUUGAUGACUCAGCGCAGUGUGGUUUCAGUGUAUGAGGGCAAUGAUGUUCAGCUCACCUGUAUUCUGAGCAAUAACUACCCACCAGUCACAGAGGUCACCUGGUAUAACAACUCAAAUCAGAAUGUUGGUGAGGCACCCAGGAAGUAUGUCCUGCAGCAAGAUGGUGCCUGGUUUAACCUGACAGUGAGGGAGACAGACAUCAUGGUGGACAGUGGACAGUACUGGUGUUCUACUGCUAAUGCUGUUGGAGGAGCAAAGAUUCCCAUUUUGCUUCUGGUUAUGAGACACCCAUUGCCUCCAAAUGUAACAAUCAGUAAGCUCAUAUACAGUGGGCGCCAGAGAACAGAUGUUAAUUUGGAAUGGCUAAUUCAGACAGAUGCUAACCUCACUGGGUUCUUCAUCGAGUAUCAGAGGCUUCCUGUCCCUGUAGGAAGGAGUGAUAUUGCCUCCCUCUGGCAAAAAGUGGCAGAAAUUUUGAAGCCCAGUACCCGCAGCUACCAGAUCACCAAUCUGGAUCCAACCAGCAAAUAUGCAUUCCGUGUAACAGCUAUCAAUCACCGAACCGUUGGAAAUCCUGCAGAGGUCAUGAGUCCAGCGUCAGUUCCAGUUUCUAAGCCAUACAUCAUGCUGAGUGACUCGUCACCUCUGGAAGGUGCAUCAGUGUCAAUACGAUGUGACCUGGAGAAUGGUACAGAUCCUAUUUACUACUUCUGGGAACAGGAGAGCCGCAGUGGUCUGGUUACAAUAUUGUCUGUGAGCAACAGUAGUCUAAUUAACAUUACCUGGGUGACCCGUAACCACACUGGCUGGUUCAGGUGCCUGGCCAAGAACGAGGUCAGUCAGCAGCGCAGUGACCGGAUCUGGUUGGAUGUCAUAUAUGGUCCUGACUUGCCUCAAAUACAUUCCUUUGGCUACUCGGUCACAGAGAUGGGAUUCUCAGUCCUUGAGAAAGAAAAUAUCUCCCUUAUGUGUCAAGCCUCCUCCAACCCCCCCAGUCAAUAUGUCUGGUUCUACAACAACUCACAGGUCUAUGCUGGACCACAGCUUACCAUCACCAAGAUCAUCAGAAUGCACUCAGGGAGCUACACCUGCAUGGCUCAGAACACUUACCUGAACACUCACUCCAAGAAAACUAUCACAAUCAUCGUUUAUUAUCCACCAGAUGGCAUUCCAUCAUGUACCAUGAUCCCAGCUAAUAACUACUCUGACCUAGCUCUCUUCUGUUCCUGGGAUGGAGGUUACCCUCCAGCUACAUUGAAUUGGAGUCCACAUGUGAAUGAGAAUGGAGACAAUGGAGAAGUUAUCACUAAUAUCACUCGAAUUCAGCCAGGGUCUGAUACGGCUAACAAUUCGGUAUUCACCUGCUAUGGCUCACAUGUUGCACUAAACAGCACCCAAUCCUGCAGCACCAGGACAUUUUUUCAUACAAAUAUCAUGUGGUUCUUAGGGCUGCCCUAUGGAGAACCCAGGUGUUCUGCAAAUUCCAGUCGUAAUAAUGAGUACCUAAUGCUUUCCUGCUCCUGGUAUGGUGGUUUCCCUAAGACUCUGCUGUGGUGGGCCUCUAGUUCAGGGGAUAUGCAGGGCACAUCUGAGUUACAUACCAGCACUCUGGUCCUGCGCUCCAGUGCUAACUACAGUGGCAAAACAUUUGUUUGUCAUGCCAAACAUCCACUGGUUAGAGAGAGCAAGCAAUGCGGUUUAAAAUUGGAGGCACCAGUCUUGAUGACUCAGCGCAGUGUGGUUUCAGUCUUUGAAGGCACUGAUGCUCUACUCACUUGCAUACUGAGUAAAAACUACCCCAUGGUCACAGAGAUCACCUGGUACAACAAUAUGAAGCAAAAGGUGGGGGACAAUCCCAGGAAAUAUAUCAUUCAGCAAGCUGCUGGAUGGUCUUUGACCGUGCGACAGACAGAUGGAAUGGUGGACAGUGGACAGUACUGGUGUUCUGCUACCAAUGCUGUUGGAGCAGCAGAGAUCCCAGUCAUGCUGCUGGUGAUAAGUGAGUGGUCUCCAAUUUAAUGUAUAGUUACAGAGACAUGGUUUUAAUGACUUCAAUCGCUCAUCUUCACUUUAACUGGGCAGGUUUGCAGUGGAUUUGAAGCCUAUUCCGGGAACACACCCUGAAUAGGACACCAGUCCUUUGCAGGGCACCACACAGACUGUAAUUUGCUGCUGUUGUCAAGCAAUUGUUUGAUGCCGUACACAACAGUGCUCCACCUUUGUGCACUCGCUGAGUGUAGGCUCAUGGUUGAGAGGCAGAAAUUUGCUCAAUAGUUGCUGCAAGCCCUUUAUAAUCGACCAACUGGUGUGCGAGAGCUCGGGAAUUACAGAGCAGGGUUAAAGCAAUAGAAAUAUGCACACACAUGUUGCAGUGUUAGACCAUAAGCACAUCAUAAUGAAACUAAAGCAGAA
Messenger RNA from Ictalurus furcatus (blue catfish), 4071 nucleotides. RefSeq names its product V-set and immunoglobulin domain-containing protein 10-like 2. The transcript is spliced from 13 exons. NCBI's taxonomy places the organism in Eukaryota, Metazoa, Chordata, Actinopteri, Siluriformes, Ictaluridae. Bases 1 to 3678 code for a protein of 1225 amino acids. Gene Ontology annotation, biological process: cell-cell adhesion. Gene Ontology annotation, cellular component: cell-cell junction. The record is from RefSeq and is a predicted model, not a curated record. Gene Ontology annotation, molecular function: cell adhesion molecule binding.